AGACGACAAGGUUGUCCAAGUUCAUUUUACAUAUAAUUCCCAUCUCUCUCCCUGAGAAGCUCUCUGGCGUCCCGGCUCCUCCUAACUCCUCUCUCUCUCUUUCUCUCUUCCCCCUCCCCACUUUUAUUUCUCCAGCCUCAGGAGAGAAAGAAAGAGAGAGAGAAUGGAGAAGAGCUCAAAAAGAAAAAUAGCUGCUGCUGCUUCUUCUUGCAGCAAGAAAGAGAAAGAGAAGGAUCUUUUUCAUGUCAUUCACAAGGUUCCUUGUGGAGAUGGUCCUUAUGUUAAGGCCAAGCAUGCUCAGCUGGUGGAAAAGGAUCCAGAAACAGCAAUAGUAUGGUUUUGGAAGGCAAUAAAUGCAGGAGAUCGAGUAGAUAGUGCACUAAAAGACAUGGCAGUGGUGAUGAAACAAGUUGACAGAACUGAAGAAGCCAUUGAAGCUAUUAAGUCUUUCAGAGGUCGUUGCUCUAAACAAGCUCAAGAAUCUCUCGACAACGUCCUCAUUGACUUGUACAAGAAAUGUGGCAAGGUAGAGGAGCAGAUAGAUUUGCUAAAGCGAAAGCUAAGAUUGAUAUAUCAAGGAGAAGCCUUCAAUGGCAAACCCACAAAAACUGCUCGCUCCCAUGGCAAGAAGUUUCAGGUUUCUGUCAAGCAAGAAAUCUCCAGAUUACUGGGAAACUUGGGGUGGGCUUACAUGCAGAAAUCCAACUUCCUGGCAGCAGAGGUGGUGUAUCAGAAAACUCAAAUGAUCGAUCCCGACGCCAACAAGGCCUGCAACUUGGGGCUUUGUCUGAUCAAGCAAGCCAGAUACGACGAGGCUCGUUUGGUUCUCGAGAAUGUGUUGGAAGGAAAAUUUCCAGGAUCAGAAGAUUGUAAGUCUAGGAAAAGGGCUGAAGAAUUGCUAGUGGAAGUAGAAUCUAGACAACCACUGCCUGAAAUAACAGAAAUAUUAGGCUUUGAUGUUGAUGAUGAUUUUGUGGAAGGGCUUGAAAGAAUGAUGAAUGAAUGGCAAUGGGCUCCAUCAAGAUCAAAAAGACUGCCAAUCUUUGAACAGAUCUCUUCAUUUAGAGAUCAGAUAGCAUGUUAAGUUGUUUCUUUUAAUUUGAAAUUGUGGGUGUGUGAGAUAUGUGGCUGUCUGUCUCUGGUAAUAAGAGUUGGCUUUUGGUUUUCUUUGGGAGUUGAGGUGUAUAAGAAUAAUGUAGACUGCUUGUAAGAAAAUGUGUAUAGAAGAAUCAAACAAGCUUUUGGGUUUCUGAAUCUAAUGCAAUAGCAAUGUUAUUUCA
Messenger RNA from Manihot esculenta (cassava), 1280 nucleotides. Its product is annotated as protein SULFUR DEFICIENCY-INDUCED 1-like. NCBI's taxonomy places the organism in Eukaryota, Viridiplantae, Streptophyta, Magnoliopsida, Malpighiales, Euphorbiaceae. Bases 164 to 1084 code for a protein of 306 amino acids. The record is from RefSeq and is a predicted model, not a curated record. Gene Ontology annotation, molecular function: protein binding. The transcript is spliced from 4 exons.